CCAGAAGGUACAGCCAUCAUUAGACACACUGUCCCCCCCGCCUGCACAUACACAGCCCUACAGGACAGCCAGCAGAAAAGUGACCUGAGCAACGGUGGGAAAUAUGACGAUGGACGGGGAGACUUUGGGGUUCGUCCCCCAGAAGGAGAUCRUCUACAACGGCCUGCUGCCUUACUGUGACCGUUUGGACCGAGAGGCUGCAGAACUGUUGGUGGAGAUCAAAGCCAACCUGAGCAGAGCUGUGCUCCUCAGGGAGCUCUGGCCCGGRGUCGCUUUCUGGUCCAGGAAACUCUUCUCUUUUCUGAAGUUGUACGGACGAAGGUUCAGCAAAGGGGACCACAUUCUCUUCAUCCAGCUCCUCUAUGAGUUGGUCACACUGCCCAACCUGGAGCCCCACAUGAUGCAGUGCUACGCCAGGCUGCUCAUUCAGCUUCUCAAGAAGAAAGAGCUCCUGUCAAGAGAUGACCUACAGUUGCCGUGGCGGCCACUUUAUAAUUUGUACGAGAGAGUCUUCUACUCCAAAACUGAGCAUCUGGGGCUCAUCUGGUUCCCCAACUCUGUGGACCACGUUCUGAAGGCUUUGAUCAGAAGCUGCAGACUGUAUUUCCCUGCAUCCUCUACCAGGGAGAUGCUGGAUGAGUGGCGCCCCCUGCUGUGUGUGUUUGACGGGGUCAUGCAGAAGGCCAUCAGCAACAUGGAGCUGUUCCUGCCCACCAUCCUGCCCCCGGAGGAGCACAAUCAGGGCUUCCAAACCUAGUGAACCUGCUUGCUCGCCUUGCCAACGAUAACAUCGGAUACGUGGACUGGACUCCUUAUAUUCCCACAAUCUUCACCAGAAUCCUACGGAGUUUGAAUCUUCCUGUCGGUGUCUGUCAGAUGGUGGCACCUAGGUAUCUCACCAACUCCUUUGACAUCGGAUACCUGGUUUUAUGGAUCACAGCACUCCUGGGUGGACCAGGAAACCCCGCACAAAAAGAGCUGACCUGUCUGUUCAGCAGCAUCGCCUCCUUCUACCACCCCUCCAAUCACGGCCGCUGGCAGUCCCGACUGAUGCGUCUGCUUCAGCGACUCCCAGCAAGUGUUGUGCGUCGCGUGCACCGAGAGCGUUACGCUGCACCCAGCUGGAUCACGACGGUCCCCGAGGGUCAAAGGUUGACUGAUGCUGACCUGCAGGAGUUCACCCACAGCCUCACUGGAGCUGCCCUGCUGGCUAUAUUYAGUAAAAAUGGCAGCACAGACGCAGCCUACGCUCUACAGAACCUGGCUCUCCUGGCACCUGAGCUCGUCAUACCCCCCGUCCUCGAAAAGACCUACGCAGCAAUGGAGACCCUGACAGAGCCACACACCCUCACCGCCACCCUCAGCUGCAUGAUCGGCAUGGCCCGCAGCCUGGUCUCCCCUAACAACCGCUACCCAGAGGGCCGCACACACGUUCUUCCACUGCUUAUGGGCUCUCUCCCAGGGGUGGACCCCAACGACUUCAGCAAGUGCAUGAUAACGUUCCAGUUCAUCACCACCUUCACCACUCUUGUCCCUUUAGUGGAUUGUUCAGCCGCUCCAUCCCGACACGUGGAUCUCACUGAGAUCGAAAAAGAUCUCUGCUUUGCCUCAGCUGGGUUUGAAGACUUCGUUCUGCAGUUCCUGGACAGGUGUUUUGCUCUGAUAGACAGUAGUACGCUGGAGCAGACGAGAGAUGAGAUGGAGACGGAYACUCAGACUCAUCUGGAGAGCCUGGUGGAGCUGGGGCUGUCCUCCACUGUUAGUACUAUCUUAACGCAGAGCUCCACUGAAAUAUACAAGGUUGCGUUGCAGAAGCUCUACACAUUUGCCACCUCCAGCGUUUUCGAGACRUGCGUGUCGGGCAGAAUGGUGGCCGACAUGUGCAGAGCUGCAGUUAAGUGUCAUCCUGCCGAGUCUCUGCGUCUGUUCGUCCCUCACUGCUGCAGCAUCAUCUCCCACAUCACUGGCCAUGAGGAGCUGCUGAACGAAGAUGAGUUGGACAAAGAGCUGCUGUGGAAUCUCCAGCUCCUCUCCGAGGUAACCCGUGUGGAUGGCGAACAGCUGCUGAAAUACCAAGAGGAGCUGGAGCGAAUCCUGUGUGUGUGUGUGCGGCUGCGCUGUAAGCAGGCGUACACGCUUGCCUGCAGUCUACUGGAGCACACACUCCGCUCGCUCUCCCUCAUCUAUCCCACUGAGUACCGCAGCACCUCGGGAAGCUUUCAYACCGACCUGCCUAUUCGGGACUGGGGCCGAGCCGGAGAUGUGGCGGCGCUGGGUGUGCGUUGGCACGUGCCCAGCCGGGAGGAGGAGAACUUUGUUUUCCAGCUGCUGUCCCGCCUCCUGCGUCCAGAGCUGCAGCGGAUCAAACGGCACGCCUCUGGAGACRAGCCAGUGACCAGGGAGGARUUAUGGCAGAGCCUUGCCAUCGUGCGGCAUUGCCUUCUUGGAGCUGGAAGCAUGCUGCCCCCUUUAGAUGGAGCACACGUUCCUGACCUGGUGCCGUCCAUGGUGAAUCUGGGGGAGAUCAAACUGUAUGUUGGCGUUGAUUUCGAUGAUUCACGGGAGAACUACAGAGAGUCCAUCUGCCAAACGAUGAGACUGCUGCUUCAUCACGUCCUGGAGCAGUCAGAGGAUGAUACAAAGUCGCUCUUUAUGAUCAUUAAGAUUAUCAGUGACCUCAUGUUUUUCCGUGGCAUUCACAAGACGGAGUUUGACUCACGCUGGAAAAGCUUCACUCUUGUCAAGAAGUCCAUGGAAAACAGGCUUCAUGGGAAAAAGCAGCACAUCAGAGCACUUCUCAUCGACCGGGUCCUGCUCCAGCACGAGAUGAGAAAGCUGGUGGUUGAGGGCAGUGAAUACAAAGUGGUUCAUCAGGAGCUGCUCUGUGAUCUGCUGCUACUUUCUACCAGCACGUACAGCCAGGUACGUAGCCGGGCACAGAGUGUGCUGAUGACGGCGAUGGGAACCUAUAGCUUCUCUUACAGAGACAUGGUUCCCCGCAUCGUUCAGCUGUUGUCACCGCAAAACAUCACAGGCACACAGCAGCAGUUCAAGGGCGCUCUGUACUGUCUCCUGGGUGAACACGGUGGAUUUUGCCCAGCCACCACGAGAGACUGGGACUGUGUCGGGGAAGUCUGGCCCGCGUUGGUUCGCUGUGGUCUGUCGUACUCAACGACCCUGGCGAAGCCGUCCAUCGGUCGACUGUUUGAUGACAUCAUCGACAGGAUUCAUCGCCAGCAYGACACCACUGGGAUCUUCUUGACUGUGUCRGAGCGGUGUGUCGAGGUAGCCAAUCAAAUCACACUAUCGGAAAAUCCUUGUUUGGAGACACCAUCCAUAGAGGAAACACAGGAGGGAAUUCAGCGGCAGCGAAUCAGAAAUGUGGUUGCUGCACGGAAAUAUGAGAAGCUUGUGAAUGACCUGUUGGACUGCCUUGAAGACAAAGACUUACCCUGGAAGUUUGARCACAUGGCCACAGAUUUGUUGGCUCUCCUCCUGAGAGACGAUCACCCUCUUCCUCCUGAUGCUGUCCUCUACUUCACRCAGAGCCUUGUUCACGACUCCAUCAGCAUCCGCAAGGUUGCGAUCUCAGCAGUGGCUGGUGUCCUGAAGCAGCUGAAGAGGCCGAGAAACAAGGUGGCCGUGAAGCCGUCGGACAUCAGUGGAGUCCCGGAUCCAGAGGGGAUUUGUUUCGGGGAUCACGAGGGGAAUCGCUGGCUGCAGUACGACAGCAGCAACCUCCCUCUGAGUCGGGAGCAGUGGGACUCUUUGCAGUAUGUGGAGAAGACUCACUGGGGCUACCACUCAUGGCCCAGAGAAAUGAUGAUCUAUGCAGCUUCUGAAAAGACUCAAGAUGACCUGCCAUACAAGGAGAUGAGUGAGGGAGAGAAGAUCAUCUUUGAGUACUUCUCGGACCUGGACUUCGUUGACCAGCUGGUGGAGUUUCUGUCUCUGGAGGAGAGGAAAGGCAAGGACAGCUUCAGCCCCCGACGCUUCUGCCUCUUCAAGGGGCUGUUUCGUAACUAUGACGACGCGUUCCUGCCCAUACUGUGGCCUCAUCUGGAGCGGCUCGGGAGUGACCCCCAUGAGAGCUCGCAACGCUGCGUGUGUGAGAUUACUGCAGGACUGAUCAGAGGCAGCAAACACUGGGGCUUCAGCAAGCGUCCUGACCUACAUCUUCAUGAUCGACGUGGCCCUGCCCCACACCAGGCCCACCUCCUCCCCUCACGUGGCAGAGUUUGUCACCCGGGUCCUGGGACGACUCGAGCCCCUCACGUCGGCGCCUGAAAUCCACAACCACGUCCACGAGGAGAACACCCGGGAGACGGACGAGCGCACCCAGGCUGUCAAACUGCUCAAGACGGAUUGCCCCGGUGGAGAUUGAUGAGAGCUAUGAUGAGAUGAAGCAGGACGCGCGCACGUGUCUCUCCCUCCUGUCCCAGGGCCUGCUCUAUACGGAGCACAUCCCUCUGGUCCUGGCGGCUCUGGAGGAGAUGGCAGGCAGCAGAUCGUGGCACGCACGCUUCUCCGUCCUGACCUACCUCCAGAUCAUGGUUUUCCACAACUUGUUUACUCUGCUCAGUUUGCCCGCUGAGGUUCUCCGCGCUCGAAAGCUGGUGAUGCAGCUGCUGCUCGACGAACAGCUCGAGACUUAGUGAGGCGCCACGCCGGAGUGCUCGGUCUCAGCGCGUGCAUCCUGUCAAGCCCCUACGACGUCCCGUGCUGGAUGCCGCAGAUACUGAUGGACCUGAGCGACCACCUCAACGACCCGCAGCCCAUAGAGAUGACGGUGAAGAAGACCCUGUCCGAGUUCAGGCGCACGCACCAUGACAACUGGCAGGAGCACCGGCAGAGCUUCACCGACGACCAGCUGCUGGUGCUCACAGACCUGCUGGUGUCGCCCUGCUACUACGCCUAGGCGCCGGCCGCCGAACUUCUCGAGGCCUGCACAGAAGAACCGACAGCGUCCGAUACAUAAUCGCACCUUUGAGCUCUGCUGGGCAACAAUAAUCUCAGGUCAUUUGGAACCCUCUACGCCGCUGUUGUCUUUCAGUAAGACAGCCGUUCUUGGCAAAGACGUUUCAAGUUUGGGCGUUUAUUCUGCUCGUCAAGCCCCAAAGGAGGCUACUUUUUAAAAUGACUCAGGUUGUUCUGAUCUGAUCAAAGAGUUAUUUUUUUAACCCGUUUAUCACUGCAGUAUUUAUUUCCAUCGUGUUCUUAUGAAAGGUCUCUUAAUUUAGAGGCAUGAGUUGAAACUGUCCACCCACAUAAAUAUGCUUGGACUUAAAGUCAAAGUUCAAAUCUUUUGAAGCUGGAUUCUGUGGGAAAGUUAUGAACGGUUAAUGUCUUACCUGUUGUAGAUGACGUUUUAAACAACCUUGGUUUGAAGAGUUAAAGGGGCAAUAUCAUGUAAAAUCAACUUUUUUGAGUUUUAUAUCAAGUUAUAAUGUUAUGCGCUCAUAAAAAUAGGCCCAAAGCCUUGCUUUGACUCAUUCAUGCAAGUUUGAGAAAUCCUGCAGCGUUUUUAGGCAGCCAUGCU
Molecule: messenger RNA, 5539 nt
Organism: Austrofundulus limnaeus
Lineage: Eukaryota; Metazoa; Chordata; Actinopteri; Cyprinodontiformes; Rivulidae
Product: proteasome activator complex subunit 4B
Biological process (GO): proteasomal ubiquitin-independent protein catabolic process
Cellular component (GO): cytosol; nucleus; spermatoproteasome complex
Molecular function (GO): peptidase activator activity; proteasome binding
Source: RefSeq, a predicted model, not a curated record